Heterostelium album PN500 is the source of this 1062-nucleotide messenger RNA. It is a transcript of the gene hmgL, whose product is annotated as hydroxymethylglutaryl-CoA lyase. NCBI's taxonomy places the organism in Eukaryota, Evosea, Eumycetozoa, Acytosteliales, Acytosteliaceae. Bases 1 to 1062 code for a protein of 353 amino acids. Gene Ontology annotation, molecular function: hydroxymethylglutaryl-CoA lyase activity. The record is from RefSeq and is a predicted model, not a curated record. The transcript has 3 exons. Gene Ontology annotation, biological process: L-leucine catabolic process; ketone body biosynthetic process.
AUGUAUUCAAUAUUUAAUGCAUGUAAAAAGAGUAGAUUACUUAAUAGUAAUCUAUUAAUCAAUAAGAAUAUUAAUAAUAAUAGUAGAUCAUUCAUUACAGUAGUUACUAAUCCAAUUACAUUAAAACAAGAUGUUAAAACAUUCGGACCAUUCCCAGAGUAUGUAAAGAUUGUCGAAGUAGGUCCAAGAGAUGGUUUACAAAAUGAGAAACAAAUAGUACCUACCAAUGUAAAGAUCGAUUUAAUCAAUAGAUUAGCAGGUACUGGUUUAUCAGUAGUAGAAGCAACUUCAUUUGUAUCACCAAAAUGGGUACCUCAAAUGGCAGAUUGUAAAGAAGUUAUGGCAGGAAUAAAACAUGUACCGGGAGUUUCAUAUCCAACACUGACACCGAAUUUGCAGGGAUUUAAAUCGGCAUUGGAAUCGGGUGCAAAAGAAAUCGCGUUGUUUGCGGCGGCAUCCGAAAGUUUUUCGAAAAAAAAUAUCAAUGUCACCAUCGAGGAAAGUUUGGCACGCUACAAAGAUGUUUGUGACGCAGCAAAGGAAAACGAUAUAAAGAUAAGAGGUUAUGUUUCUUGUGUUCUGGGAUGUCCGUACGAAGGUCGUAUCUCUGUGGAGAAGGUAGCAGAGGUAUCGCGUAAACUCUAUGAGUUUGGAUGCUACGAGAUAUCGCUGGGCGAUACCAUCGGUAUUGGAACGCCCGGUGCCACUUUCAAGAUGCUCUCGGCGGUGUCGAAAGAGAUUCCUCUCGCCAAUUUGGCGGUGCAUUUCCACGAUACCUACGGACAGGCACUGGCAAACAUUCUGACGGCGUUGCAGUUUGGUGUGAGCACUGUCGAUAGCUCGGUGGCUGGUCUCGGUGGUUGUCCGUACGCAGUGGGCGCCUCUGGUAACGUAGCGACCGAAGACGUUCUGUAUAUGAUGAAGGAUUUGGGAAUCGAUUGUAAAGUGAACCUCGACAAGGUCUUGGACAUCAGUCUAUGGAUAUCGGACAUUCUCGGUAAGACACCAAGCUCCAAAGUAUCACUAGCACUCUCCCACAAGAAUCAAAGAACCUGUAAAUAG